Messenger RNA from Cryptococcus wingfieldii CBS 7118, 609 nucleotides. RefSeq lists its product as hypothetical. Bases 1 to 609 code for a protein of 202 amino acids. The record is from RefSeq and is a predicted model, not a curated record. The transcript has a single exon. NCBI's taxonomy places the organism in Eukaryota, Fungi, Basidiomycota, Tremellomycetes, Tremellales, Cryptococcaceae.
AUGUCCUACCCCCCCAGCAGCCUCACCUCUGAACCUUCCAGCGCUUUAGGCGAGAGUGGCCACACCUGCUUCUCCGCCCGCCACCUAAAGCCCGUGCGCACCCUCGCGCCCCCUUCCCCAUCCUCCGCCACCGGCCGAGCUAUCAUUAUGAGAUCGUACAAAGGCGGAAGUAAGCCCGCUACUUGGGAGCUGGUGAGCAAGAUCCAUUUUAAUGAUGGGUCUUGUACGAUCAAAGAUCAUGCCUGUAUGGUGGAGUCUGUUCGGCGUGGGUUUGAUAUUACGGAGGAUCCUGAUUUGGAUGACUUUGUCGUCGGCAAAGUGUCUAGACGCAAUCUCACUUCGAUGGGCUUGUGGCCUGAGUAUAAGGACGUCUAUAGGACGGCUAACGGGGUCGAGCUGGGCGUGUUUGAUGAUUCGGGGGAGUUUGUGAAUGUGUUUGAGGAGGACCCGGUGUUUGAGGUGGAAGAGAGUAUGACGGGGGAGACGUUUGAUGCGGCGUAUGUCGAGUUUGUGCAGCAGACAAAGUGGAAGGCGGACGUGGCAAAGACGUAUUUGGAGAGGAGGGUGGAGACAGAUGCGGGGAUCAUUUCCAUACAGGAGGAAGAGUAG